This is a messenger RNA of Gossypium arboreum, 1224 nucleotides long. RefSeq names its product proteasome subunit alpha type-2-A. Gene Ontology annotation, cellular component: proteasome core complex; proteasome core complex, alpha-subunit complex. The coding region runs from base 315 to 1022 and encodes 235 amino acids. The record is from RefSeq and is a predicted model, not a curated record. Gene Ontology annotation, biological process: ubiquitin-dependent protein catabolic process. NCBI's taxonomy places the organism in Eukaryota, Viridiplantae, Streptophyta, Magnoliopsida, Malvales, Malvaceae. The transcript is spliced from 12 exons.
GCACAUUUUGUGCAAUUCUGAUGAUAAAAGAGCAAAAAAUUGGAGUUUCACAAACUCAGCUCCCCUGGAAAUCCUCAAACCCUAUAAGCUCAUGGGCCUUAAAUGGAGUUUAAAAAUGGUUUAUGCAAACAAAGCCCAACCCACAUCUCCGCGAACCUUCUUCCUCGACAAGAAAUGAAAACUUCUCCGAUCUAGCAACCUACAUAAAGUAAAAGUGCACACUUUUUUUCUUUUGUUCAUAAUCACCCCCCCCCCCCCAAAAACCCCCGAAGUUUCUGUAUUUUAUCAAUUCCGUUUCUCCUUAAAUCAAAACCAUGGGAGACAGUCAAUAUUCAUUUUCUCUCACAACUUUCAGUCCUUCAGGAAAGCUAGUUCAGAUCGAGCACGCCUUGACGGCAGUAGGAUCGGGUCAAACAUCUCUUGGAAUCAAAGCUGCUAAUGGGGUAGUAAUUGCUACUGAGAAGAAAUUGCCUUCAAUCUUGGUUGACGAAACCUCUGUUCAGAAAAUACAGUGUCUGACACCAAAUAUUGGAGUUGUUUACAGUGGUAUGGGCCCUGAUUUUCGAGUUUUGGUUCGGAAAAGUAGAAAGCAGGCAGAACAGUAUCAUAGAUUGUAUAAGGAACCAAUUCCAGUAACACAACUUGUAAGGGAAACUGCAGCUGUGAUGCAGGAGUUCACUCAGUCUGGUGGUGUAAGGCCUUUUGGUGUAUCUCUACUGGUUGCUGGAUAUGACGACAAUGGUCCACAAUUGUACCAGGUGGAUCCAUCUGGUUCCUAUUUCUCAUGGAAAGCCUCAGCAAUGGGGAAAAAUGUCUCAAAUGCAAAAACAUUUCUUGAGAAAAGAUACACUGAUGAUAUGGAGCUUGAUGAUGCUGUGCAUACUGCUAUUUUGACUCUCAAAGAGGGAUUUGAAGGACAAAUCUCAGGGAAAAACAUUGAAAUUGGGAUUAUUGGAACUGACAAAAAAUUCAGGGUACUAACCCCGGCUGAAAUUGAUGAUUAUUUGGCUGAAGUCGAGUAGCUUAUCUUCUUUCUCGAGACUAUCAAGAAGUGUUCCUUUUUAUGCAACAUUUGUUUUGAGACCGUACAUUUCAGUCAAAAAUGAUUUACUUUACGUUUCUGGUAUACAUGUUUUUAGCUUUGUUGCACCUCAAUUUUAAGGGCAUGCUCACAUGCGCCUGUUGGUUAGGGAAUAUCUUCAGGGUCUCUCUUCUAGAUUUAAA